This is a messenger RNA of Osmia bicornis bicornis, 3768 nucleotides long. It is a transcript of the gene Moe, whose product is annotated as moesin/ezrin/radixin homolog 1. Gene Ontology annotation, molecular function: cell adhesion molecule binding; actin binding. The record is from RefSeq and is a predicted model, not a curated record. NCBI's taxonomy places the organism in Eukaryota, Metazoa, Arthropoda, Insecta, Hymenoptera, Megachilidae. Gene Ontology annotation, biological process: regulation of cell shape; positive regulation of protein localization to early endosome; positive regulation of early endosome to late endosome transport. Gene Ontology annotation, cellular component: apical part of cell; microvillus; adherens junction. The coding region runs from base 232 to 1986 and encodes 584 amino acids. The transcript is spliced from 11 exons.
GGCAGGCGGCAGCCAUAUUAUCAGUGAGGUGUCAGUAUUGUCUGAACGUGACGGGAUUUUUGGGUGUGGAUCAUACAAUUUCCUGUCGUUUUCUGCCGCGGGUAUAGUGCAAGUGCAGGUGCCACCGGCCUACCGUGAAUGUGUGGCACAUGUGUUAUAGGAUUCAUAUCUUAUAAACACAAUAAUAUUAAUAUUUUUGUUGUUUAACUCGGGAAGACAAAAGCCGCCACAAUGCCGAAGACGAUGAACGUCAGGGUGACGACAAUGGACGCCGAGCUGGAGUUUGCGAUUCAGCAGACGACCACCGGGAAGCAAUUAUUCGAUCAAGUUGUAAAGACGAUCGGACUACGGGAGGUGUGGUUUUUCGGACUUCAAUACACGGACAAUAAGGGCGACUUGACGUGGAUUAAACUUUACAAGAAGGUGCUACCGUGUGGCCUUCGAAAAAUCUGGCACGUGAUGAACCAGGAAGUCAAGAAGGAGACUCCGUUGCAAUUCAAAUUCCGCGCCAAGUUCUAUCCGGAAGAUGUUGCGGAGGAGCUCAUCCAAGACAUCACGCUGCGCCUUUUUUAUCUUCAGGUGAAGAACGCCAUUCUUACGGAUGAAAUCUACUGUCCUCCGGAAACGUCUGUACUAUUAGCUUCCUAUGCGGUCCAAGCGAGGCACGGUGAUUAUCAAAAAGGUACACACACCGCUGGUUUCUUAAUGAACGACCGUUUGGUACCACAACGUGUCGUGGACCAACACAAGAUGAGCAAAGAGGAAUGGGAAAGUUCGAUCACUAAUUGGUGGCAGGAGCAUCGUGGAAUGUUGCGCGAAGAUGCUAUGAUGGAAUAUCUAAAAAUUGCUCAGGAUCUGGAAAUGUACGGUGUGAACUAUUUCGAGAUACGAAAUAAAAAGGGCACAGAUCUUUGGCUAGGCGUCGACGCGUUGGGAUUGAACAUAUACGAGAAGGACAAUAAAUUAACGCCAAAAAUCGGUUUCCCCUGGUCCGAGAUCAGAAAUAUAUCGUUCAACGAUAAGAAAUUCAUUAUUAAGCCGAUCGACAAAAAGGCGCCGGACUUCGUAUUCUUUGCGACUAGAGUUAAGAUUAAUAAACGAAUCCUGGCCCUUUGUAUGGGAAACCAUGAACUGUACAUGCGUAGACGCAAACCAGAUACAAUUGAUGUGCAACAAAUGAAGGCUCAAGCAAGAGAAGAGAAGAUCGCGAAGCAACAACAGAGAGAAAAGUUGCAAUUGGAGAUCGCUGCGAGAGAACGGGCGGAGAAGAAGCAACAGGAAUACGAAGAGAGACUUAGAAAUAUGGCAGAGGAGAUGGACAGGCGGCAAGCUGAAUUGAACGAAGCUCAGGAAAUGAUCCGACGUUUGGAAGAGCAACUGAAACAGUUGCAGGCUGCGAAGGAAGAGUUGGAGGAUCGCCAGAAAGAACUCACGGCUAUGAUGGAGAAACUGGAACUUUCUCACGAAAUGGAAGCAGCAGAGCGUGCUAAGCUCGAGCAAGAAAUAAGAGCCAAGCAAGAAGAGGUACAACGUAUACAAUCAGAAGUGGAGGCUAAGGAUGCAGAGGCAAGGAGACUGCAAGAAGAAUUUGAGGCUGCCAAUAGAUUGAGGCAAGAGGAAGCUGAUCGGGCAUAUCAAGCUAAUACAACGCCCCACCAUCAUCACGUUGAAGAAAAUGACGAGGGUGAGGAGGAGGGUGAAGACGAGGUGCCUCACGGCGACGUUACUAAAGAUCUAGCAACUGACGAGUCUAUAAUCGACCCAGUCGAAGAACGGCGCACCUUAGCGGAAAGAAACGAACGUCUUCACGAUCAGCUUAAGGCAUUGAAGCAAGAUCUUGCACAGUCACGCGACGAAUCGAAGGAGACUGUUAUGGAUAAAAUUCAUAGGGAAAACGUUCGUCAGGGCCGUGACAAAUACAAGACGCUCCGUGAGAUUCGCAAAGGCAACACUAAACGUCGCGUCGAUCAAUUUGAGAACAUGUAAAUUAUGUAUCCAUUUGCCUCCUAUUCGCCUGCCUGUUUCAUCCUACUUUGAAUUCUCUUCCAAUUUUUUCGCGAACACAUGGAACUCGGUAAUCGCUAAUUUAUGAAAAAGACAUAACGGAUUAUUCUCUGAAUUGAUCUACAGAAAGACAAUUUUGUGAAACGUCAAACGUGUUAUCGUUUUAGAAUAUUUUCCUUUUUUUUUUUUUUUCGAGAUGUUUUGUGGUAGAAGUCGCUUCCAAUUUACAACGAUCUACGUAGUUUAUACGUGUACGAAUAUUUUUCGACGUUGAUUCUAUACUCUGAAGUACAGUUUAAGCAUGAAAGCUCUCAUGGAUUGGCAAGGAACGCGACGAGCGACCAACUUGCGCCGUCUUCCAUAAUCUGCUUCCAUUGUAAAGAAGUUUUUUCGUGAAAGAAAGAAAAAAAAGAAAGAAGAAUGUUUAUAUAUUUUUUCAUAACAAGUAAAUUUUCUUGCUGUUUUAGCUACAAAUUUAUUUAACGUUGAAUCGUAAUAACCUUCGUUAUCUUAGCUGAUGUUGCUAGCUGAUGUUGUUUUCUUUUUUUUCUAAUUAAAGAUCUUUUUGCUAAAAUAACAAGAAAAUGCGUGAAUAUUAUUUUAUUUUUAUCUAACAAUUAUACACAGUUUCUAAGCACCGGCGCGCCAGUAUUUUCUUUCUCAAAGUAUUACUGUUGGUCACCGAGCGUAACGCCACACAUGUUGACUCUUCCCCGCUGGUUACCUAUUUCGUCGCGGUCCUUAUCACGUCGCGUACUGUCCGUCCUUGAUAAGGAUUUGCCCGACUAAAAAUAUUUUAUAUUGUUAUUUGUGUCAUCGCUUGCUUUCGUUAACGAAUAUAAUUAUUAAUUUUUUUUUUUGUCGAUAGCGGUCGCUCCUACAUCCAUCAAUAUUUUCAUCUUUUAUUAUUACUCGUCGUUUUAUCAUUUAUGAUUUGGUAGAUAUAAUCGGAACGAUAGACGAGUUAAUAUUUUUAAAGCAGCACGGUGCAAUCACCAUUAUUAUUUAGUGAGUUAUAAGUAAUAUUCAAAUAGGUUGGAUAAUGUACACGCGACCGCUUAAUUUAUGAAACCCGAAUGAUAUCCGUCUUUACAAUAAAUAUAGAGAGGUUAAGCACGAUGUAUGAACUGUUUAAGAAAAGGUAUAUAUAUGUAUACUUUUAGUACGAACGAAUUUCAACUACUGAUUAGUAAUUUUAUAUUGAACACACUUGUGGCCUUUAUUGAUAUACAUAUAUUGAAGUACUAAUAAUCUGUAAUAUGAUAUACAGGGUGUCCCAGAAAGAGUGUUAAUCCUUUAAGGGGGUGGUAGCUGGGCUGAAUCUCAACAUUUUCCUUUGCGAAAAUGUUGUUUGAAGCUUCGUUUUUGAAUUAUUAAGGAAAACCAUUGGCCAAUCAGAGUGCGCAUGGCGCGCGGGCUCAGGGACGGCAGCUUCGACUUCUGAUCUCGCGCGCUAUGCGCGCUCUGAUUGGCCAGUGUUUUUCCUUAAUAAUUCAAAAACAAAGCUUCAAAGAACAUUUUUGCAAAGAAAAAUGUUGUUCAGAAUCAUCCCAGCUACCACUCCCUUAAAGGACUAACACUCUUUCUGGAACACCCUGUAGAGAGACGUAGGAAUAUUGCGCGACUCUUUGUAUUGCAUACCUUCAACAUAAGGUAAUUGCGCGGUUCCUAUAAAGAAAAAAAAAACAAUGGAUAGGUAUCAAGAAUUUUGAAAGUAUGAAAGGGUGAAUGUGAGAGAGAAUGCGACAAUAAAGAAUAACGUAA